AUGGAAUCGGAAACGAGUCCAAUUCCGGCAUGGUUCAAAAUCGAAGAUGGACACCAAGUUAUGUACUGCGAUGUUCCAAAGAUGAUGGCAUUCGUUCGAUCACAGGCUGCCAGUACUAACUUAAAGAGACUUAUGCUGAUCUUGUCGGGUAAAUUUGAUAUUGCCGAUCUGUUAUCAAUACCAGGGACGGUAGUGCAUCACCAAAAUAUAAUGCGCAAUUUGGCCGUUUUCGAAUCAGCAACCUUUUCCGAAAAUGGGGUAGGUAACUACACGAAGUUUAUUUUUGUACGACAUCCAUUUGAACGACUGGUGUCCGCUUACGAGAACAAAGUGGGAAUCAAUGCCGUUGACUUUAACUAUCGAAAGAGACUUGGACCAAAAAUGAUUCGCAAAUACCGUCAGGAACCAACAAAAGUCUGGGAAGAAGGUGACUAUGCUACAUUUGUGGAAUUCGUGGACUACGUUAUAGAAGAGUGGAAGCUGAACAAGACACAUAUGGAUGUGCAUUGGCUACCUGCGAACGAUCUCUGCAUUCCUUGUACCAUCGAAUACGACUUGAUUGGGAAGGUGGAAACUCUCGAACAAGAUGUCAGCUUUUUGUUGCACAAACUCAAUGAAACGGAUCUCAUUGCGUCAUUUCAAGCCCAGCAAAACGCACCUCAGACAACACCAUCUGUGUGGAGACGGAUGAUGAAACAGCUUAGCCAACAACAGAUCUACGAUCUUCUUACCAUUUAUGCAGCCGAUUUUCAUAUAUUUGGAUAUCUACCGGAUUACCCAGUGUAGAAUGUUUAAUAUUUUACUGCGCCAUGACCUGUCUUCUAAAUGAAGAUAGUUUACGCUUCAUUUGCCAUAAAUUAAUUUGUAUUAUUAGAUGAACAACGAGGAUCUGGCACCGGAGAAAACUUUUUUUUUUUCAUUCAGUUUUCUACUUAAGACCAUAACUCAUAAGGAUAGAAACGUG
Messenger RNA from Daphnia carinata, 964 nucleotides. RefSeq names its product carbohydrate sulfotransferase 11-like. Bases 1 to 786 code for a protein of 261 amino acids. The record is from RefSeq and is a predicted model, not a curated record. Gene Ontology annotation, biological process: carbohydrate biosynthetic process. The transcript has 2 exons. Gene Ontology annotation, cellular component: membrane. Lineage: Eukaryota; Metazoa; Arthropoda; Branchiopoda; Diplostraca; Daphniidae. Gene Ontology annotation, molecular function: sulfotransferase activity.